Molecule: messenger RNA, 4407 nt
Organism: Hemibagrus wyckioides
Lineage: Eukaryota; Metazoa; Chordata; Actinopteri; Siluriformes; Bagridae
Product: cilia- and flagella-associated protein 57-like
Exons: 20
Coding region: 1-4407 (1468 amino acids)
Molecular function (GO): protein binding
Source: RefSeq, a predicted model, not a curated record
AUGAAAGACAAGGGAGCUACACCUCAAAAUGCCAUGAAAGACAAGGGAGCUACACCUCAAAACGCCAUGAAAGACAAGGGAGCUACACCUCAAAAUGCCAUGAAAGACAAGGAAGCUACACCUCAAAAUACCAUGAAAGACAAGGGAGCUACACCUCAAAACACCAGCCGCCAGACCACACAAACUCAGAUGCUGUACAGAGCAUCGCCAUACCCUCCAAAUAUUCCAGUGGCUCUGGGAAUAAAAAUCGAACCUCACCACAUUUUCGGUUUGUGCCGGGAAGCAAGAAACAACUUGCAUUUUUUGGAUGAGGAAACCAUUGUUUUCCCUAGUGGAAACAACUGCGUGCUCUAUAAUGUCCAUCAGCAACAGACCAAUUUUAUUCCAGGAGCAAUGCCAUACCAAAUGGAAAAACAGGCCAUAAAGGCUCUUGCUAUUAGCUCCGACCGUUGCUUCCUGGCUGUUUCAGAGCGUGGAGUGCAGAGCACAGUCUCUGUCUAUGACAUAAAAAGUGACCAGUGCUACAAGAUGCAGGUACUGAGAGGAGGCGACUUCAACGUCAAGGAGUUCGUUUGUAUGGCUUUUUCUGCCGACUCCAAGUACCUGCUGUGCCAGGGUGGAGGACCGGAUUGGAUCCUCUUCUAUUGGGACUGGGAGACAGAUGAAGUCAUUGCCACUGUGGACACCACAAGGCUUGGUUUUGUCAGUCAGGUCAGCUUUAAUCCAGUGGACAACACACAGAUUUGUGUGAGCGGAAAAUACGUAUUCACGAUUUAUCAGCUGGAGAAGGACCGCCUGAAAAAGAUCAGCACAUUUAAGAUGGACCGUGAAAACAACAAGUCCCAUGCGUGGCUGUCUGAGGAUAGCAUAGUCUUUGGGACGGAAACGGGAAAGCUGAAGCUGUUGAAGGAUGGAGAGUUUUCGAAGAACGACCCUUCAUCUACAGCUGUAUUGCCGUGUAUUUCUGCUGUUAUGGCAUACUCUAAAGGCUUUGCCUAUGCAAGCCACCUGGGGGAAGUCUGCCUUUAUGAAAAGAUUGAGUAUGGUUACAUGAAGGUCGCAGAAAUAAGAAUUCCUCAGGACCCGUGCAGCAAUGAGCCGAGUCUGUCGGCACAGCAGGAGAUCAAAUCAAUGUGUCUGAGCCCCUCAGAGGAGACGCUGGCCAUAAGCACACAGCAUGGCCAGAUCUACCACGUCAACCUCGCCUCUGUUGAGAUUAGCCAGAAUAAGCAGGCCAACUUCGAGUACCUGUUCCACUCACUUCACUCGGGGAGCAUCACCGGUCUGUCAGUCUCAUCCUCCAAACAUCUCUUCGCCACCUGCUCAAAGGAUAACUCUGUACGCAUCUGGAACUACAAGACCAAUUCUCUGGAGCUGCAUAAGGAGUUCCCCGAAGAGCCAAACUGCAUCUCACUGCACCCAAAUGGCCUCUCCAUCCUGGUAGGCUUCUCUGAUAAAGUCUGCCUUAUGAACCUGUUGGUUGACGAAUUCUGCACUGUUCAGGAGUUCGACAUACAGGACUGCAGUGAGUGUGUGUUCAACCAUGAUGGCACCAUGUUCGCCGCAGUCAGAGACAACCUGAUUAGUAUCAUCAGCAUCAGAACAGGAGACAAAGUGGACCUUAAUGGCCACGUUAACAUGGUGCAGUUUGUGAAGUGGAGUGAAGAUGACCGUCAUCUGGUGUCAUUUGGGACAGAUGGUGCAGUCUAUGAGUGGAGCGUUCUAGGCGGCGAGUGCACACUAAAUGAGUCUCGAGACGGAGAGAUCUUAAGAGACCUGGCCUCAUUUGACAAAGCCUACACAGCCAUCUCCAUGACUCAUUCAGUGCAGGCAGUCUUUGUUGGAACUGCUAUUGGUACUGUCAGAGUAAUGCAGUACCCCUUAGAGGAGAGCUGCUGGACAGAGUAUCCGGCGCAUUCUGGUCCCAUCACCAAAAUGAUUGUCACACCUGAUGAUCAGUAUCUGGUGACUGCCUCAGAGGAUGGCUCUCUCCUCAUCUGGACAAUCACUGACCUGGAGGGACAUCAGCUGAGCACGGUGAAAGAAACAUGUUGUACUGAGGAGGUCCUCUGUUCCAGGGCUUUUCUAGAGAAAAAGGACCAGACUAUACCUGAGGCUCAUGGCUUGAUAAAGUUGAAUAAGAAGCUGGAAUGCAAGCUUAAUCAGAGUCAAACUGACUAUGAGAAAAAGCAUGAAGAAAGCCAGAAGGAACUCCUCAAGAAUAUAGAGGGUCUGGAAUCCCAAAUUGAGAAGCUGAACAUUGAGAAGGAAGAACGGAAGAUUUCUCAGGAGAAGGCCCUGACUGAGAUGAGGGAGAAACAUGCUAAAGAGCUAGAAGAUAUGGAAAAUAAGCAUGCAGAGGAGACAUUUCAAGCCUUAAAGGUCCAGGAGGAUUUAAAACAGAAAUUAGACGAGCUGCACAAGGAUUAUGGGAAGAAUUUGCGUAAGGAAGAGGACAGUAGUUUCUGUAUCAUGGACAAGAAACAGAACAUGAUACAGAACGAGGUACCUCUGAUCACCAUCAACAACCGGCUGGAUGAACUGAUCGAAGACCGUAAUAGGCCGACUGGAGAAACGGCUGAAACCGAAAUCGAGCAACUGAAGAACAGGAUUAAAGAAAAAAACCUGUUCUUCAAACAGCUCAAGGCUGAGAUGGAGGAGAACAACAGCAGGAACAAGGAGGUCAUUCACCAACUGAAGGAGAAGCUGAAAGUGAAGGGAAAUGAGCUGUGUACAGAGAGGCAGAGGGUCAGAAUCUUAAAGGUUCUGGUGGACAGGAUGAAGGCCGACAUCCAGACAUGCUCAGACUUCAUUCAACGGCCGAAGAUGCUGAAGGAGAACUUCAUUAAACUCUACAAACGCUACAUCAAGGGAGCAGAUGUGACCAUCGGAGAGAAGACGGCCGUACAAGAGCAGAGCACCAGACAGAGGGAGGAGCAGCAGAGUUCGGUGGUCCCGCCGAUGAAACGCCAGGCUUUUCAGCCCAGACCUCCACAAACACCUCGCCCCAUAAUGCAGAAGAGGAGAGCCGUGCCAACAAACGACCUCUACCAGGAGAUGAACGAGAUCUACCGAGACUGGACACGGUACAGCCGGACUGUGAAGACCAAUGCACAUGUCCGCAUCACAAAGGAAUCACAGCAGAAAUCUGGAGGAGUAAAACUUCCACCCAUAAAACCUAAGAUCACAAGAGGAUCGCAACAGAGGUGCAGCAGUGCGAUAGCUGCACAAGGUGAGCAUCGGAGAGAAGACGGACAUGCAAGAGGUGCAAAGGCCGGUGGUCCCUCCGAUGAAAAGCCAGGUUUUUCAGCCAAGACCUCCACAAACACUUUGCCCCAAAAUGCAGAAAGUAUGGAUUCACAGCAGAAACAUGGAGGAGUAAAACUUCCACCCAUAAAAACUAACAUCACCAGAGGAUCACAACAGAGGUGCAGCAGUGCCAUAGCUGCACGAGGUGAGCAUCGGAGAGAAGACGGACGUGCAAGAGGUGCAGAAAAUAUGGAUUCACAGCAGAAAUCUGGAGGAGUAAAACUUCCACCCAUAAAACCUAAGAUCACAAGAGGAUCGCAACAGAGGUGCAGCAGUGCGAUAGCUGCACGAGGUGAGCAUCGGAGAGAAGACGGACAUGCAAGAGGUGCAAAGGCCGGUGGUCCCUCCGAUGAAAAGCCAGGUUUUUCAGCCAAGACCUCCACAAACACUUUGCCCCAAAAUGCAGAAAGUAUGGAUUCACAGCAGAAACAUGGAGGAGUAAAACUUCCACCCAUAAAAACUAACAUCACCAGAGGAUCACAACAGAGGUGCAGCAGUGCCAUAGCUGCACGAGGUGAGCAUCGGAGAGAAGACGGACGUGCAAGAGGUGCAGAAAAUAUGGAUUCACAGCAGAAAUCUGGAGGAGUAAAACUUCCACCCAUAAAAACUAACAUCACCAGAGGAUCACAACAGAUGUGCAGCAGUGCGAUAGCUGCACGAGGUGAGCAUCGGAGAGAAGACGGACGUGCAAGAGGUGCAAAGGCCGGUGGUCCCUCCGAUGAAAAGCCAGGUUUUUCAGCCAAGACCUCCACAAACACUUUGCCCCAAAAUGCAGAAAGUAUGGAUUCACAGCAGAAACAUGGAGGAGUAAAACCUCCACCCAUAAAAACUAACAUCACCAGAGGAUUACAACAGAUGUGCAGAAGUGUGAUGGCUGCACUAGGUGAGCAUCGGAGAGAAGACGGACAUGCAAGAGGUGCAGAGGCGGUGGUCCCUCCGAUGAAAAGCCAGGUUUUUCAGCCCAGACCUUCACAAACACCUUGCCCCAAAAUGCAGAAAGUAAGGACCGGGAGGAGUAAAACUAAACUAACAUCACCAGAGGCUCUCAAAGGCAGUGGUGAACACUCGGACAGGACGCAUACCUACAGAGACAAUUAA